AGCAGCAGCAGCAGCAGCAGCAGCAAUAGUGACAGCAGAACGACGCAAAGGGAGCGAGGGGAUAUGAGAGGGGGAGAAGGAGUGCGAGUUGUGUUUAUAAAGAUGAAUUCGUUAGACCCUACAGAUCGCAUCAACAAGGUUUGAUAGGGUCUGGUGGGACAGAAAAAGCGAGAUGACACGUGGAUUAGCGCAUCCUGGAGUGAUGUGCGGGAAAGGAGAAGAAGACAGGAGGAGAGCAGGGUGUAGAGGACGAGAGGCAAUACGUUCUACGAGCAAUUGGACUGCAACGCAGCUGCAGUUGCAGUUGCAGUUACAACCACAGAACUACAGUGACAGCUUCAAUUGCCGCUUCCACUGCAACUACAACUACAACUACGGUGGACGUUUCUGCUGUGCCUUGCUGUCUCUCGCUUCCAUUACUUCCGCAUCCGUCUGCUCCACUAUUCCCUUCUAAACUACGUCCUGGAGAUCCUAACUCUCCAGGCUGAGUUGGACAGGUUCAUUUUGGCUUUAUCAGCGACCAAGUGUUGUUAUAUACGGAAUCCAGUAUUUACGGAUUAUCGUUGGACCAUCGCAUCGUUUGUUUUUUUGUCAGUCGCCAAUUCGACGAUCUCUCGUUCAUCAAUGUCGCAGUAAAAAUUCGUCUAGCAAACUCUAAACCUACAGGUGGACCGUAGUACGGGGCAGAGAUCCAUAGCCGAACGCAGACGUAAACCCUAAGACUAACCCCAGAACACUAGACCCAAGACAAACCCUAGGAUAGUCAGACAAACCUAACUAGUAGACCUAAUGCAUCCCCCCAUCCCUCCAUCCCCCA
Messenger RNA from Schizosaccharomyces japonicus yFS275, 817 nucleotides. RefSeq lists its product as hypothetical. The transcript has a single exon. Bases 173 to 454 code for a protein of 93 amino acids. Lineage: Eukaryota; Fungi; Ascomycota; Schizosaccharomycetes; Schizosaccharomycetales; Schizosaccharomycetaceae. The record is from RefSeq and is a predicted model, not a curated record.